GGAAAAUAACUCAAUUCCACGAAUAGGCUCUCUGUAGUUCCCCGUCUGCAUCGCAUUCGUCUUCUCUCUUUCUUCUCAUCGCCGUGAGCUGGAGAUCGCACAGGGAGAUCCAAGUUCUAAUCUUUUAGUUUUCUGUUGCAGGAUCAUCUGAUUAUUGCCCAGUUUUGCUGGCAAGAACCGGUUCUGGAAGGUUCUGUCAUGUUUGUAUUUACUGGUGAAGCCAGUAAGCCACCCGCUUCCCGAGAGUGUUUGGAGGUGUUUCUGGAUGAUUCAUGUUAGAAAGGACGAUGUAAGGAAGGGGCUAAGUGUUGGAAGAGAGAUGGAAGAACUCGAUCUUGAAGAAGGAGAGGCUUGCUAUAAUGGAAUUAAUAAUAAUAAUGGGUGUGGUGAUGAUUCAAUCAUUGACCCUGAAAUUGCUCUCUCCUACAUAGAUGAGAGAAUUGAGCAUGUUUUAGGGCAUUUUCAAAAGGAUUUUGAAGGAGAAGUGUCCUCUGAAACUCUGGGGUCAUCAUUUGGUGCUUACGGUUCAUUUUUGCCCACUUAUCAGCGCUCACCGCCUGCGCCUGAUUUGAAGACUCCACCGGAAGUCCUCAGCAAUACCAUACCAAGACCCCCCUAUAUUGCACACCUUGAGGGUGGCAGACAUCAUUCAUGUGUUUCAUCAAGCACUUUAAUAUCUACAAGGUGUGGUCCAACUUCCACAAGUUCUCUGCUGGUUCCUGCAACUAGGGUUCCUAUUCCGAAUCCCGAAAACAACUUAUGCAUAACCGCGGCUAGGGCUGUAGAGUCUGCUUCAACAUGUGAAACGCUUCAGAAGCCUGCUGAAUCGUCUGACCAGAAAAGUCUGAAGGUGCGCAUCAGAGUUGGGUCGGAAAAUCUGUCGAAUACAAAAAUUGCGGAGCUUUACGAUGGACUUGGCCUUGUUGUUUCUCCAUCCUCAUCCUUAGAUAAUAGCCCCACAGACAGUGAAGGUUUAUUUCAUGAAAUUCAGGAUGCCCCAGAUGAAUCACCUACGAGCAUUCUUCAGAUCAUGGCCUCAUCUCCCAUGCAUGGAAGCUUAUUGCUAUCACCUCUUUCUGAUGGUUUGGUUUAUCUGACAGAAAAAGAUUGGCAUUGGAGAAAAUGUGGAUCUAAGACUAUGCAUAAGACUAGUGCAGAUGCUUUUGGGAUAGUGGCCAAUGGACCUGAUAGCACAAGAGGAAGUAAGAAAAUCGCGGGCGAGAGAAAACAAAACUUGCACGAGAAUGAUGUCAUAGUAAAUGGGUAUGUCAGUGACGAUAACUUGCCCCGUGAAGAAUUUAUAUCCAGAACUAUGAAACCCCCUCUUCUCUCUAAGUCAAUCAGUAGUGUGUCUUAUCCUGCAAUUAGUUCCAAGACAAAUGAUAAUUUGACAACCAGUGGUCAAGGUAUUAUGAAGGAAGAAUCCAUUGAUCAUACAACCAAGGAUGAUUUUGACCCUGUUUCUGCUACAGAGAAUAAUGCCACAGUGGAUAGACCCAAUGGAAUAGUCAGUUCAUCUGUUGGGGGCUUGGAAAAUGAAAAAUCAAACAAUUUUGACCUACGUGCAGAAUUUCCAAAGAAAGAAGGUAACAAAGGCAUGGAGCAAGCUAAUGUUUCAACCGACCCUGGGUGUAACAAAACUAGAAAAGAUCCUAGUACUGACACAAUUGGGUUUUCAAAACCAUCAAUUGCUUCAAGGAUGACAUCAAAAAAAGAGGUUGGGAUGAGGCUGGUAAAAAAACAAGUAUCAUCCAGAAACAAGAAGAAACUUAGCGAGAUUCAAAUUAGUGAUGUCCGUGAGGGGAAGAUUUCUAAGGAUAUCUUGGUAAAUAAUUCUUGUUCGACACAUAAGACUAAAAGGAGCUCUUCUGGAAGCACAAGUACAUCCAAAAGUUACUCGAAGGAUGUCAAGAACCAUUUUAAAGCUAGAGAUUUAUACACUGAAUUAUCUGGGAACCUAGACGCUGAGCAAGACGGUUAUAAAAUUUGUUCAGAGAGAACACAUUCACCUGAAAUGUUGAAGGGUUCUGAUGCUACUAAUGAGACUCACCUGGUAGAAUGUUCUGGUGUGAUGAAAGUGAUAUCUAAGGCUUCUGAAGUUGAGAAGCCACUUGCCUUGACGGAGCAUCAUAGCUUAGACCCAAACAUGAAAAUAAUCAGUGUGAUCGAGCCCAACUCUACUUCUGCUCCAGUGGCUGAGGCUCCACUAGUCCAAGAAGAUUGGGUUAUGUGUGAUAAGUGUCAGAAGUGGCGUCUACUUCCACUUGGAACAGAUCCUAAAAGUCUCCCGAAGAAUUGGCUUUGUAAAAUGCUUGACUGGCUGCCGGGUCUUAACCGCUGCAGUAUUAGCCAGGAGGAGACAACAACGGCUUCAAGAGCUUUAUACCAGUUUCCUGCUGCUGUCAUUACCACGCCUGCUUCUGAAGCACAGACAAACAAUCAGAAUGAAUAUCAUCAUAGGAACCUCGUAGGAUUUUCUUCAGCUGAUGUUUUUCAUUCAGAUGUGGAGAACAGAAAUCACAGUUCACAAAUUGCAGAUGCUAGAGGUAAGAAGAAACAUGGAUCAAAAGAUUCUUCAGAUGAAAGCAAACAAUCGGGCAUGAUGCAGUCUUCAAGCAAAACUAAUAACCUUACCGAAAUUGUGAAUGGGGGUUUAAAUGACAGCAUCCACUCCUUUGCGGGUGAAAGUGGGCAUAGAAAGUAUUACAGACAUUCAAGUACCCCAGUUGUCGAGAAGCAAAACAAUAAUCUGAAAGUGAGAAAACUGUUGCUUGACAGCAGGACUUCUGAUGGAGGUGGAAAUAAUGUGAAGACAAAGGACAAGUCAGAGGCUGAUUUGGUUAAUUCCAGAACCUCUAAGAAGGUGAAAAGAGUUAGCUUAUAUGACGAUGAUGAAAAGUGGACCACUGGCAAGGCCUGGGCAAAUGCAGAACCUAGCUCAAGCGCUGGUAUGGUUCAGACUGUGUCACUGAUGGAUCAGCACAAGUACAAAUGUAGAGAUUCAAAACCUUCAGAUAAAAACCUCCAGGUUCGUAAUCCAGUUAAUUCAAGUGAUGAAUCACUUCAUGUGAGCAAUUCCUACAGUAAGGACUCUUCGAAGAAGAGGAAAAGAAACGGGAAUCCAGUUAAUUCAGGUGAUGGAUCACUGCAUGCAGGCAAGUACGACAGUAGGGGGGAUACUUCUAAGAAGAGGAAAGGGAAUGGGCUUCACCAUUCAGAGACCUACAGUAAACCUGUUCCUGUUAUAUCCGCAGAAACUUGUGAAAACAACCAAAGGAAAGGCAAGGCCGCAAAGGAUUUCAACACUGAGGUAAAACUUCCAGUUGGAAACAGAUUCUAUGAAGGAAAAGAUGAAAGGGAAAACUAUAACGGCCAGCAAACAGUGCAGUACCAAGCCAUGUAUUCUACAAAGAGGCAUUUAGGCACGCUGCAGCCUUCCACGACUGCCACUUCAAGCUCUUCUAAAGUUUCUGUCUCACGAAGGAACAAAAUUAAUCUCUCGGAACGGAGGUCUUCCCCUGUAGAUUCGGCAUCUUCAUCUCCUCUGAGGAUUCCUGGGGUAGUUGGAGCAAAUGGCGGGGGCAGUUAUAUGUCUGGGAUGGUUAUGAAGGAUGGAACCUGGAAUGAUGUUCAUAAUAACUCCCUUGAUCAUCAGGAGGUGCCUUUGGGUAAUAUACCAAGUUUUAAACUGAACCUAGGUACUGUUAUUGUAGCAGAGGAUGAAAAUGAAGCUGUAGGAACUUUGCCUCCAUGCAACCAGAAUGCUUUUAGAGCACAAAUAUUGGAGCAAGGUGAAGGCGAGGGAUGGAGUUCUGAUCUUUUACAUGAUAAUAGUGUAACCACCGAGAAGAUGUUCAGGAAGGGUUCAUCUGCUAAACCUAAAGACAAGAUUAGGAGUUACAAAAAUGAACUUGAUAGAUUGAGUGGUGUUGAUUCUUUAGAUGGAACGCCCUCUUCUAGAGAAAAAUUAAAGGCUGGGAAAAAUAAACUUCCAGAGAGAACUCCUAAUCAUUCAGAUAACACUUUGGCUAAAGAUCACAGUGAUACAUUCUUGACUGAGAGUGUUAAAGAAGAAAUUCACUUAAAGCAGGCUGACAAUAAUGGUAGGAAUGUCAAGGCAGACACCAUUUCUGGGCUAAAUAAGGGGCAGGUUUUAGUUCCAAAUAGAGGAGAUGAAUCCUGUAAGAAUUAUAUUUCCGGCAGAACUAAUGGGCUUCCUACAUCUGGAAAAGGGAAAUCGCUGCAGCCAUUACCAACAUUUCAACACUCAAUUCUUGGGUCACAAAAGGAACCUGCAAAUUUGUUGUCAGUAGAUGAAUUUGAAAAUGAUGCUUCAAGGGCUAGGGAUGGUAAUAAAUUUCAGAGCCACAGUAGGGACCAACCUAAUGCUUCAAGACACUCUACCUCAAUUCUUAACAAGGCCCAUGAUGAUGAUGCUCCCUCUCCAGCACAAAAGGAUUCCCCCAAUCAAGCUGCUGCAAGUGCUGUAAUAGAAGCGAAAAACCUUAAACAUGUGGCUGAUCGUCUCCAGAGUUCUGGAUCAAGUGACAGCAUAGGAUUUUAUUUCCAGUCCGCGAUAAAGUUUCUCACAGCAGCAGCUUUAUACGAUUCAUGCAAUGUUGAUAGUAAGAAGCAGGUUGAAAAGGCCAAGUCGGGGCAAAUUUAUAGCGACACUGCAAAACUCUGCAAAUUUUGUGCUCAAGAAUAUGAAAGAUCCAAUGAUAUGGCUGCUGCUGCUCUUGCCUACAAAUGCAUGGAGGCCGCAUACAUGCACGUAAUUUAUCACUCACAUUCCAUUGCAGAUAGAUAUGGAACUGAACUACAGAAAGCUCUGCGUUCUCCCCCAGGUCAAUCCCCUUCCUCUUCUGCAUCUGAUAUUGACAAUUUGAACAAUCCGUCAGCUGUAGACAAGGAUGGCUUAGCCAAAAAUGUUGGCCCUCCUCAAGUGGAUGGAGCUCAUGCUGUGAUGACUAGAAACCGUUCCAAUAUCAGCAAUAUCACACGGUUAAUGAAGUUUACCGAAGAUGUUAAUCUUGCAAUGGAAGCUUCGAAGAAUUCAAGGGCUGCUUUUGCAGCUGCAAAUUCGAGAAUAGGAGACGAGAAGAGCAAAGAUGGUAUUUCACAUGUUAAAAGGGCAAUUGAUUUCAGUUUCCAGGAUAUGGAUGGAUUAUUGCGCCUAGUUUGUGUUGCAAUGGAAGAAAUCAACCGCUAAAGGGUCGGAGUGAGAAUAGUAAGGGUAUUAUUCAUCUACUGUCAAUUGAGGAAAAGAGGGAAUCAUUGGAUUGCAAGUGUCUUUGUAGUACACAUCUGAACAGUAAUAGCCGCACAUUGAGUGUUACUGUGUGCUUUUUAAAGCCAUCUGUGGACGCCUUCCCAACUUGAAUAAGGAUCUCGACGGGAGUAAAUAUCACCAUUGCAAAAAACUGAUUCUAACUUCCAGCUCCUACAGCCACUGUGUAGCAGGCAUCAGUUUGAGGUAACUUGAUAUAACAUUUCUGGGAAAGACCCUUUAGAUAUACAUCAUUAAAUGAGAUCCUCUGGACAAAAAAAGCAUGGAAACAAUGCUUGCAAUGAUGGUAGAACUGUUGGAGUAGGUUGUAGGCAUUAUAUCAGAUCCGGUCAAGGAGGAGAUACCACAAGCAAGAUUAAGUGAGAUGAUUUCUUCUGAUUUCUGACAGAGUAAGGAUCAACCUUGUGUUUAUGGCAAGUCUAGCUUUUUUUUCAGCAAGGACAAUUCGUUCCCAACUUCACACUGCUACCCAAUUUUGUCUGUGUGGGGCGAGAUAAUCCUAUUUAUAUGGUGUUUGGUCCACUUGUUGAUGAUGUACGCCCCAUUCGAUGAGUUGGGGCGUCCGGUUAAGGUGGUCAGUUUAGACCCAUUUGUCCACCAUCCAGUUAUCCAUCCAGGCUGAGGCACUUGAAGUUUGUUAUGCAAUGGUAACUUCACGGAAACCAAGGUGACAGUAAAGAAUAUUGUGAAGAGGGAGUAGAUGUCUGUAACAUCUAAUUCUGAUACUCCGUAUUAUAGAUAAGUUGCAGACAAGCUUGCUAACAUCUAUUUCUGAUUGAUUAGAAAUUUCUUCAUAAUUAAUAGUCCAAGCUCUGUAUUCAUUUAUCCUUAUUUUUUGUAUAAAUGUGACAUUUUUUACUUGCUAAAUGCAAAAACCCUGCCCGUCUUUUAGUUUAUCUAGAAUCCAUUUGUAAGUAUGUAAUUCUACACAUUCUUUGCAAUGAAUAAAGUGAUUUUUUUGAAUGUGUUAGAUUAACACGAUCCGCUGCUGCUUUGUCAAAAUUCC
Molecule: messenger RNA, 6296 nt
Organism: Cuscuta europaea
Lineage: Eukaryota; Viridiplantae; Streptophyta; Magnoliopsida; Solanales; Convolvulaceae
Source: the annotation of a GenBank genome assembly